AUGCUGGAAACAACAAAAGUUUGUGGUGGGAGAAUUGAAGAGAGAGUUUGUGAAGACAUGAUCAGUGCUUUACCCGAAGAUUUGCUUGUAAAUAUACUCAAGUAUGUGCCGACCAAAGAUGCAGUCGCUACCAUGGUUCUGUCUAAACAAUGGCGUUUUAUAUGGACAAUGUUGCCGAAACUUGUCUACAAAGAAAACAAUCUUGAUAAGAGUAAAAAGAGCGUUUGGUGGUUUCUUGAUAAGUCACUGCAACUCCACAAAGCACAUGUUUUACAAUUUUUGCUAAUACAACUCGGUCCACAAUGUCCUAGUGAUGCUGAUGUCGGAAAGUGUGUUGCAAAGGCUGUUGAUCGCCGCGUGGCUGUGCUAAUACUCGAGCUUCUAUGGUCCGCAGACCCAGUAAGCUUGCCCAAUAGCCUUUACUCGUGCGCAACUCUCGAGGUACUAUAUCUCUCCCAUAAGAUUCUCGUGGAUGUUCCUUGUACCGCCCGCCUCCAAUCACUUACCGUCCUCAUUUUGCGCUGUGUGGUGUAUAAAAACGAUGAAUCUCUCGAUAGGCUCUUAUCAGGCUGCCCCGUUCUCAAGCUUAUAAUUGUUAAACGGAUAAAGGAUGACAAUGUUAAAAGGUUCACUGUGAAAGUUCCUUCUCUAUUGGUAUUCAAGUAUGAGUACUAUGAUCAUCUAGAUAUACCUUACAGUGAUGGGGAAGAAGAUAGUGAAGUAGAAGAAGAUAGUGACGUAGAAGGAGAUAGUGAUGUAGAAGAAGAUAGUGACGUAGAAGAAGAUAGCGGUAGGGGCUUGGUUAUUGACACUCCUGCAUUAACAGGAUUUAAAUUCACUGAUUAUUCAGGAGACUCUUGCUCAAUCGAGCAUACGCCUUGUUUCGAGCAAGCUUAUAUCGACGUUGGCGGGAAUUUCCCUGACAUGGACAACUUCUUAAGAUCUUUUUCCUCCAUCUCGUUUCUCAAGAUGGAUUUGACAAACGAAAUGAUUCGGUGUUGCAAAACCAUCAAAUUCCCUCGGCUGACAGUGUGUAGGAUAUGUCCAUGGAACUCAGACUGGAUGGAUUCACUUGUGCCAUUCCUUGAAAAUACUCCUAAGCUGAAGUCUCUUAUAGUUGAUUAUAGAUUAACCAAUAAACCCCCUAUGGCCUCUGCUUCGUGGAGCGAAACGGGCUACACUCCCGAGUGCUUGUCAUCAAGUCUGGAGAAGUUUGAGUUAAUAGACUAUACAGGAAGAGAAGAAGAGUUAGAAUUGGUGGAAUACAUUCUAAGUAACUCUGGAAUUUUGGAAACGGCAACGAUCUCAAUGAGACCAUUACCAGACUUAAAUCUCAAAGACAAAGACGCAAUGAUGAAGAAGUUGAAAGAUAUUCCUAGGGUCUCAGGAACAUCGCAACUUGUGUUCAAAAACUAG
This is a messenger RNA of Capsella rubella, 1416 nucleotides long. RefSeq names its product putative FBD-associated F-box protein At1g05080. NCBI's taxonomy places the organism in Eukaryota, Viridiplantae, Streptophyta, Magnoliopsida, Brassicales, Brassicaceae. Bases 1 to 1416 code for a protein of 471 amino acids. Gene Ontology annotation, molecular function: protein binding. The transcript is spliced from 3 exons. The record is from RefSeq and is a predicted model, not a curated record.